Molecule: messenger RNA, 1486 nt
Organism: Larimichthys crocea (large yellow croaker)
Lineage: Eukaryota; Metazoa; Chordata; Actinopteri; Sciaenidae
Gene: mrps9
Product: mitochondrial ribosomal protein S9
Exons: 11
Coding region: 85-1233 (382 amino acids)
Biological process (GO): translation
Cellular component (GO): mitochondrial small ribosomal subunit; ribosome
Molecular function (GO): structural constituent of ribosome; RNA binding
Source: RefSeq, a predicted model, not a curated record
UGUCCUCGUGAGCUUCACGCCACGUGUCUCUGACGCGGAACAACAACUUCCGCCCGUGACGUCACUGCUGCUGUCAGAGCAAAGAUGGCGGCGUCCCGUGCGCGAGCCGUGGGCUCUGUUUUGGGGAGAUGUGGCAGCGCGAGCUUGACCGCGGUCACGUGGCAGCUGAGCCGACAGGUGAGCAGGCAGAUCUGCGCGAGCUCCGCCCUCCGCCGGAAGAACCUGGCGGCCGCAGGUCCGGAGAAGUUCACCAUGGAGUUCAUCCAGAAGCAGGUGGACGAGUUCAACAUCGGGAAGAGGCACCUGGCCAACAUGAUGGGAGAAGACCCGGAGAGCUUCACCCAGGAGGACGUGGAUAGGAGCAUCGCUUACCUUUUCCCCUCUGGCCUGUUUGAGAAGAAAGCCCGGCCCCUCAUGAAGCAUCCGGAGGAAAUCUUUCCAAAGCAGAGAGCUGUCCAGUGGGGAGAGGACGGACGGCCGUUCCACUUCCUGUUCUACACCGGCAAACAGUCGUACUACUCCCUGAUGCAUGAAAUGUACAGCAAGAUCCUGAACAUAGAGAAGUACCAAGAUCGUCUGCGAGCCAAGGGACUGUUCACCCAGGACGUCAAGCAGAUCUCUCUGGGCACGAGCAGGUGGCUCACAAAGGAAGAACUGGAAGCGCUGCUGGUGGAGAGCAUCUCCACUCAUGAUUACGAUCACUUCAUCCAGCUGAUGGAGCGCCUGCUGUCCAUACCUUACUGCGCCACAGAGGAGGAGUUCGUCCUGCGUUACCGCCAGCAGCUGGAGGCCCAGUCCAGGAAGCAAACGGUGCCGGUGCUGGAGAGGGACGACCAGGGCGUGGCCUUCAGCACCUCAGACGGUCGGAGGAAGACGUCCACGUCCUCUGUGGUUCUUCGAGACUGCGGCUCCGGACGCGUCACCAUCAACGGGCAGGACUACUUGCACUACUUCCCCGUCCUACAAGACAGAGAGCAGCUGAUGUUCCCGCUGCAGUUCAUGGGCAUGCUGGGACGCUUCGACCUGGAGUGCACCGCGAGCGGCGGCGGGCGGUCCAGCCAGACGGGGGCGCUGCGGCUCGCCAUCUCUCGGGCUCUGCUCAGCUUCCUGACUGAGGGGGAGAUGGAGACCAUGAGACAAGCUGGUCUGCUGACUCCUGACCCGAGAGUGAGGGAGAGGAAGAAGCCGGGCCAGGAGGGAGCACGAAAGAAAUUCACCUGGAAGAAACGCUGAGGAGGAGGAAUCCCCUCACCUGAACUCCAACAUGAAACAUUCACAGCGACUCGUGGUAUUAAUGUUUGAAGUGACGCCUCGUCCACUGGCCCCAGAGGCCGGGUCCCUUCUUUAUUCAAACACACCCACAGCCUGGGCUCGACGAGCUGCAGUGAGCCUGGUCAGCCACCAGGUGGAAGUGUGUGUUCAGGAAUGAAUGAAAGUUGAAUAUUUAUCACAGUGUUGAUCAAUAAAUAAGAUUUUUCACAUAAAA